Molecule: messenger RNA, 723 nt
Organism: Fibroporia radiculosa
Lineage: Eukaryota; Fungi; Basidiomycota; Agaricomycetes; Polyporales; Fibroporiaceae
Exons: 3
Coding region: 1-723 (240 amino acids)
Molecular function (GO): DNA binding
Source: RefSeq, a predicted model, not a curated record
AUGUCUGUUCUUACUCCCUCUACAUCCUACCUUCUCGAGUCCACCAUUUGUCCUACGUCUUUGAUUUGUCGCAAAGAUGGACAUCUCAUCUCUCAUGACCGUCGCUUCCAUUCAUAUCCCGAGAAAGUACAGGAGGUGGCUGUCAUAAUGUCUCUUAUGCUUGUGGGUGGAAACUCCUCUACCGUUAUUUCCCAGUCUAGCAACCGCCCGUCUACUGUGAGCAUCAAAGCGGAACAAUCGAAAUCAGAACGUGCACGGCGGCAGGUUGCACAGAAGGCCCACGAUGCCAUGCGGAAAAAGUGGAAAGCAAGAGCUCUGAAAGUGUCCUCCGCGGAGCGGACCAUCGCCAAUUGGUUUCAGUCGGCCGUCAUGGCAUGGGCGUAUGCUGAAGUGACCCCCUAUCCGGAUGACGUGUGGACAGACCUUCUUUCUAUUGCAGUGAAUCGUACUCCACGCCAGGUGCGCAACUGGUUCAGCGAUAAAAGGCAGAUGGAUGCGCGGCAAGAACCACGACUGGAGAUGCCAUCCAACCGGGACAUGCGACUCAUUAAAGUGGACAACCGUCUCAUGCGCGUACGGCCUGGCGUGUUGCGGAUGUUCGACAUCGCAGAAGAUACAUGGACUGAUCUCCAGUUCGAGACCGCCUUGGAAGCUUUCGCUCGGACCCAAGAAGCUAAAAAGGGUGAUCUUGAAGAUGAACACGGAUCGUGCAAGACAGCCUGA